ACGAGAACCAAAUCAGGCAAUAGAAGUUAUUAUUAGAUCUCUUGAUGUCAGUAUUUUGAUCAAUUUUCCUAGGACAAACAUCAAUCAAAAUCAGUUUCCCUGUAAGAUUUGGCACUCCAGAGGCAAAUUUGUGUAACAUUUAUUUUUUUAUGUAUCAUCUUCAGCCCAUAACUGUGACAUGAUUAAAGGGAGGGGGAAAAGCGCUUGAGUGCAACCACAUAUUUACUUAACCUGGCAUUAAUGAGAAGCUAAGGGAAUUGAAGGAGCCGGCUGUUGCAUUUUUCUUGAUCGCGCUGUAGAGCUCACACGAUUACCUUUCAAGUCUCUGAGACCUCCUACCUUCUCUCUGCACCCACACAUGCUUGCAAGACACUCUCCACAGCUUGAUUCUUUCCACCCUCUCCUCCUGGGCUUCUAUCAGGUGAGUGUUUUAAUCCUGAGGUAAUUAUGAGAGAAAGGAGAGGGAGAAAAAAACAAGAGUGCUAAAAGACAGAUGGAGGAGGGCCUACGUCGAGCAUACAGGCUGCUGCCUCCAACUCUGACAUUUGUCGUGUUAGUGAAGGAUGCAGUCGCUUGGGCUUUUCUAGAACUUAGCGCAUUAAUGAAAUGAUGACAAGAGAAGAAGAGGGCCGUGGAGGAGAGAAAGUCUAAUCUCUGAUGUGUUAAUGCUGCUUAUUCAAAGAAGCCUUCCAUGUCCCAGAUGUGGGAUUUACAUACGAUAAUUGGUGCUGUAACUAAGUCAUAUAUUAUCAGGAGAAUUAUUUUGUAGUGUUCUGAGUUGCGGCACAUUUCUCUCUGCAUUUGAUAGAUGUGAUUGUUCUUCCUUUCACUCCAAACUAGUGUGGGAACUGUGCAUUGUCAAACUCAAGGUUGUUGUUCCUCACCUUCAUGUCCUCUGUUGUCACUGUUGCUAUGGUUGUAGUGUGCCGCAUAUGCUGUCAAGAUCACUUUUAGCCUAGUGCUGUGCUAAUGAGAGUUUGGCUCUCUUCCGUAGAGAUCCUUGGCGCUAGAGAUGUUCACGCUGGCUCAAGGCCGAGGAGGUGUCGGCCAGAGACGUUCCAGUUCGAAGAGGGCUACCAGGUCUCAGAGCACAUCAAAAAGACCCAGAGGACCUCGUAAAAGUCUGUGUAAAGCCAGGAUGAACAGUGCUGCUCAUAGCCUGGUAACAGUGGCAGGGGACCAGGAAUGCACAACGCAGCAGGUCUGUGCACGACCCGAUGCUUCUGAGAUGAUCCCAGGACAUAUAAGCACUCACACUGCAUCCUCUCUGACCACCUACAAGUCUGAACCAGAUAACGUUUAUGCAUAUGCCUAUGAAAACAGAAAACAGAAAAGCAGAAAGAAGAACAGAUUGUCUCGAGAGGAUCCGGACACCAGUGACAAAGAAGCCCCCGAUGGUUCAAAGGUUCCAGUUGUGUGUCUUGAGCGACUCAAGAUCCUAGUUUCACGACAUCCACCACAGAACCAUCAGGGCACAGACCUUACUUCUCAUUCUGAGCCUGGACUCAAACCUGAAGAAACUGUCUUCAGGGUGCUAGAGAGAAUGGUCACUUCUCAGGGAACUUUGGAUAAGGAGUCAGUUCAGACAGAGGACAGUGUGUCGCCCACAGAGCAGCUAUCACCAGAACAUCUGCAUAGCAGCGAGUCAUCUAGCUCCCUUGAGGUUUCUCAGCCUCCUGCACAAGAAUUUUGCAACAUAAACCAAGAGUCCGUGGUACUAGCCAUCUCCAAUGAUUCAGAUCCCGUCUUACAUCCAGACACUGAAGAAAUACACUCCCCAUCAGAACUCAGAUCGGUGACAGGUUCUGAUUUCCAAACUGAAUUCAUAAGAGAGGCUGAGCCGGGCUCGGAUGCAGACGUGGAAUCAGAACUCCUGCAGGAAUCAGAUCCGAGCUCUCAAUCUGAACUGCAGGUCGAAUUUGAAUCGGAUGUGGUUUCGGAGCAGCCUUCUGAAUCGGUGCUCUCAGCUUCGGAACAAGAAUUUGAAUCAGAUCCAGAUUCCACAGCCGAAGUGACUCUGAAUCUUGAACCGGAGUCUGAAUGGGAAGCGGAGCAGCCGGUUCUUCCACCUGCUGCUGACUCCGAGACUGUAUCAGAACCUGCCCUUGAACAUCAAUCUGCAGAGGAAUGCCCUGAGAUAGAGAAUGAGGACUUCUGUGCGGUCUGUCUCAUCGGAGGAGACCUUCUCUGCUGUGACCAUUGCCCCAAGGUCUUUCACCUGUCAUGCCAUGUCCCUCCUCUCCAUAGUUUCCCUAUAGGUGACUGGAUUUGCACCCUGUGCAGGGAUGUGGAGCAGCCAGAGGUGGAAUAUGACUGUGAGAGUGACCAGAUGUCCACAGCUUCGCUGGCAUAUGGGCUGUCGGCGUGUGACCAGAGGAAAUGCGAGAAGCUGACGCUGCUGAUCCUCAGCAACAUUCUCAGUGCUCCGUUCCAUGAGCCUGUCAGCCCUCUGGCCCGUCAUUAUUAUCAGAUCAUCAAGAAACCCAUGGAUUUGUCUGUCAUUCGGAACAGGCUCAGCAGAACCGGCAACACACACUAUUGUUCCCCGCAAGAGUUUGUUGCUGAUGUCCUGCUCAUGUUCAAAAACUGUGCCAAGUUCAACUACUCGGACUCAGAGGUUGCUCAGGCAGGCCAUAGUCUACAAUCCUUUUUUACAUCCAAACUGAAGGAGGUUUUCCCAGAUCUGACCUGCCCUGUCCAGGAGGAGGAGGAUUCAGACAAUGAGGAUUAUGAGGAGCUGGAGAGAGCCAUGGUGACUGGAUUUCCCUGGCCUGAGAGAAAAGACCAGAGCCACAGGAAGAGGAAGAGGAGACACUCCCUCAACUGGAGGAGAAAUCACUAUUAGUUGUGCCUCUAUAUAUAUGUACAGAGACAUUUGACCCACUUGCUCUGAGUUUUCCAUCCUGGAUGACUUGCUGUUAGUUUGUUUUUUUAAAGAUUCAUGUUGAAAUACAGUAUAUGCUUUUUCUGAGGACUAAUCUCACACAUUAUAUCCUGUUAAUGUGUCAUGCUGUUAUCUGUAGCUGUGGGUAGGUGUUGAUAUAAGCCUAUAUCUCCAGACUUCGCCUAAGGUCUUGCACAAGUAUUUAUUCCAAUGCUUAUACUUACAUGAAACUGUACAAUCAAUUUGAUAGCCGACUGGUUGCUGGCAACUGCUGUUUAGUAAAUAUAUAGAUAAGCAACAUUCACUGGGAAUAUUAUAAGAUAUAAUUGCUUUAAAUUUCCUUCCUCUUUUUAUCCAAAUAUCCCUUGUAAUGAGGUACCUUUUCCAGCUGUUUUACUGUGAUGAUUUUAUUGACCUGUAGAGGGAGCACUUCAUAUAGCCUGUGGCAACAAAUUAGUUCAUAUUGGACUUUUUCAGUGGCAGGAGGAUGUGCGUAAUGUGACUGAAACCCACAAACCCUUUUUAGAAUUAAAGGGGGAUAAUAUUAGGCUGUUGCUACACAACUGUGAUGUUUUAAAUUCAUCUUUUAAAUGCUCAUUGACUAAUGAGACAAAAAAGUCUUUUCACAGAUGUAUGGAACACUUUUUAGUCCAGCAUGUUCCUCCAUGUGGUUCACAAACAGGUUUGAUAUUUGUAUGUUUUCUGAAUUUUUUAAUACUGGUCUUAAUUGCUGAAAUUGCUGUGCAGAUCAUGUUAGGUCGUCUUCUAAUGCUAUUAACUAUCUUUAGCUGGAUUGUAUUUAGUCUUAAAUAUAUAUAUAUACUGUAUGGUGUAAAUAUGCAAUUCAUACUUUGAUGUUUCCUUCUGCUACACAAACAACAUUGCUUGUCCCUAAUGUUUUUAAAAUCAGACUUGAAACGCACCUCAUUUAAAUAUAUAGUCAGUUAUGGAUGGAAUGUUGCCGGUUGGACCUUCAAGACUUUGCAGAAUUUAAAUCAGAGCCUUACAUAUUGGUGCACUGAAGUCACUAAAGAAAUAUCUGAGUGAUUUUUUUUUUCUGAAGGCCUUUCUAGCAUUAUCACCAAUGGCCUGCCAGAAGUAAACUAAUUUUAUCGCAAAUGAAUCAUGCAAGUAAUUGCUUUUCCAAAAACAACUGUUAACUUCUAGCUUUGAUUGAAAUGUACAAAAUAAGAGGUUAAAACUACAUCUGGAAAUUUUCAAUAUAAUUCGCUGUGUCAACA
Cyprinus carpio (common carp) is the source of this 4125-nucleotide messenger RNA. RefSeq names its product E3 ubiquitin-protein ligase TRIM33-like. Bases 1013 to 2845 code for a protein of 610 amino acids. The transcript is spliced from 9 exons. Lineage: Eukaryota; Metazoa; Chordata; Actinopteri; Cypriniformes; Cyprinidae. The record is from RefSeq and is a predicted model, not a curated record. Gene Ontology annotation, molecular function: protein binding.